This is a messenger RNA of Setaria italica (foxtail millet), 4020 nucleotides long. RefSeq lists its product as uncharacterized. Gene Ontology annotation, biological process: transmembrane transport. Gene Ontology annotation, cellular component: membrane. Gene Ontology annotation, molecular function: antiporter activity; xenobiotic transmembrane transporter activity. The coding region runs from base 78 to 3557 and encodes 1159 amino acids. The transcript has 16 exons. Lineage: Eukaryota; Viridiplantae; Streptophyta; Magnoliopsida; Poales; Poaceae. The record is from RefSeq and is a predicted model, not a curated record.
UAAAGUUUAGCACGGUGUUCCCAAACACCCCCUUAUAUAUAGGCAGGGGAAGCAGCAGGUUGCCAUGCCAAGGAUGGAUGGGUGGUAGUUACAGGUUGCAUUGCAUUGGGAGGAAGAAACAGAGGGGGAUCCCCCACCGCGCGCGGCCCCCUUGCCACCAACAUACAAGACCCACGAUCACAAGGAGGCAGGCUGGCAUGCCGUUGCCAAGAGGAGGGGAGGUGGAUCGUCGGAGCGGCGGCGGCGGCGGCGAUGGGGACGGCGAUGAGGAGGCGUGGCGUCGGUGGGCGGUGCUGGUGGCGACGGUGUGGAUCCAGGCGGUGACGGGGACCAACUUGGACUUCUCGGCCUACUCGUCGGCGCUCAAGUCGUCGCUGGGCAUCUCGCAGGGGGCGCUCAACUACCUCGCGACGGCCUCCGACCUGGGCAAGGCCCUGGGGUGGUCGUCGGGCCUUGCGCUGCUGUACAUGCCGCUCCACGGCGUGCUGCUCGUCUCCGCCGCGCUGGGGCUCGCCGCCUACGCCGUGCAGUACUGCUGCCUCGUCUUCCUCAACCCGUCCUCCCUCGCCGUCCGCUACCCUCUGGUGUUCUUGGUCUGCUUGGUAGCAGGGUGCAGCAUCUGCUGGUUCAACACAGUCUGCUUUGUUCUCUGCAUACGCAGCUUCUCUGCAAGCAACCGGCCCCUGGCCCUCUCCCUCUCAAUAAGCUUCAAUGGGCUCAGCGCCGCCUUCUACACCCUCUUUGCAAAUGCCUUCUCCCCCACCUCCCCAUCUGUCUACCUCCUCCUCAAUGCCAUCCUCCCUCUUGCCGCCUCUAUUCUUGCGCUCCCGGCGAUACUCCUCUGCCACACACACGACAACCACCUCCAAAGCGUGCCCAGGUAUGAUAGGCGCGUCUUCCUCGGCCUCUACAUCCUUGCAUUCAUCACCGGCAUAUAUCUCGUGGUUUUUGGAUCUUUAAACACAACCAGAUCCGCUGCUGCGUGGGUCAUCCUCACAGGCGCCAUGGUCCUCCUUGCCCUUCCUCUCAUCAUCCCUGCCUGCUCCAGUUGCUCAUAUGUGGAUACGCACAGCAUUGACUCUGCAUCUCACAAUGAUGACCCACAUAAGCCCCUCCUAGUCGGUAACCAUCUUCAGAAUGAAUCCAAUGCCGUCAUGGAAAAAGCAAUGGAGCAGCAGUUGCAGGGCAGUAGUUGCGGAACAAUACUGGAUAAGGGCCGCCUGGUGGUACUCGGUGAAGAACAUAGUGCAAAGAGGCUCAUUGGGUGUGUGGACUUCUGGCUCUACUACACAGCCUACUUCUGUGGAGCCACUGUUGGCCUGGUAUACAGCAACAACUUGGGCCAGAUUGCGCAGUCAUUGCACCAGCAGUCACAGCUCACCAUGCUACUUGCUGUCUACUCAUCCUUCUCCUUCUUUGGUCGUCUUCUCUCUGCGCUCCCCGACUUCCUUCACAGGAAGGUGUCACUUGCUCGGACAGGGUGGCUUGCUGCCGCGUUGGUGCCCAUGCCAAUGGCCUUUUUCCUUAUGCGGAAACAACAGGAUGGAAGCACUCUGGCAGUAGGAACAGCACUAAUUGGCCUAAGCUCAGGGUUCAUCUUCGCUGCAGCAGUGUCGGUGACCUCCGAGCUCUUUGGACCAAAUAGCAUUGGUGUGAAUCACAACAUCCUAAUCACCAAUAUCCCGCUGGGCUCACUCCUCUAUGGCCAGAUUGCUGCCCUGGUAUACGAUGCAAAUGGCCAAAGGAUGAGAGUAAUGGAUAACCACACUGGCAUGAUUGAUACCAUGAUUGUUUGCAUGGGGGUGAAAUGCUACUCAACCACCUUCUUCGUGUGGGGUUGCAUCACAUUGCUGGGGUUAGCAUCAAGCAUAGUUCUAUUCAUAAGAACAAAACCAGUUUAUGCCAGCACUGCUAGUCGAUCAAGUUGUGAACACCUUCACCAAGUUUCCAGGUUGGAUGCUGAGCAGAGGGGAAAUGAGGGGAGCGACAGGCGUACAGAAGCCGGUUUGGAUCAUGAAGAGCUCCAUGGCGGCGCCUAUGGAGGCCCCGACCGCCGCGAUCUUCAGCCGGUCGUCACGGACGUCGUCGAGGAGGAGGCACCAAGGGGCCCGGAGACUCAGAGGGAGGAUGACGAAGAGGCGGAGGCCGGCUCGCUGCGUGGGGCGCUGGGGUGGCUCAGGCUUGACGGGGUUGCGGCGGACAUCAUCAGCAUCGCCGUGCCCGCCGUGCUCGCGCUCGCCGCCGACCCAAUCACGGCGCUCGUCGACACCGCCUUCGUGGGCCAUAUUGGCUCGGCUGAACUUGCGGCUGUUGGUGCAUCUGCUUCCGUAUUCAAUCUGGUAUCCAAGCUUUUCAAUGUGCCAUUGCUUAAUGUCACCACAUCUUUUGUUGCUGAGCAGCAGGCUGUCGAUGCCAAUAGUUCUAGUAUCACAGGACAAAGAGAUGAAUUUUUGACGCCACAAAAGAAGGCAAGCCAACAAAAGAAGGUUCUUCCGGCGGUUUCGACAUCCUUGGCUCUAGCUGCUGGCAUUGGAUUGUUGGAGAUGGUGGCACUGAUUGUUGGAUCUGGGACACUGAUGAACAUCAUUGGUAUACCCGUCGAUUCACCAAUGCGAGCACCAGCAGAACAAUUUCUUACGUUGAGGGCAUAUGGUGCUCCACCAAUUAUAGUGGCACUUGCAGCUCAGGGUGCAUUUCGUGGAUUCCUGGAUACAAAGACACCAUUGUAUGCUGUGGGUGCUGGCAACCUAUUAAAUGCAAUACUGGAUGCUGUACUUAUUUUCCCACUUGGUCUAGGAGUAAGCGGCGCUGCCUUGGCGACAGUGUCCUCUGAGUAUUUGACUGCAUUCAUCCUCCUUUGGAAGCUGAAUAACGAAGUAGACCUGUUUUCAUGGAAUAUCAUUGGAGAUGGAGUAAUUCGUUACCUGAAAUCUGGUGGAUUGCUAAUUGGUAGAACAAUUGCAGUACUCCUGACACUGACACUAUCUACAUCCCUGGCUGCAAGGGAAGGGCCUGUUCCAAUGGCUGGCUAUGAGAUAUGCUUGCAAGUGUGGUUAACAAUUUCUCUGCUGAAUGAUGCUCUAGCCCUUGCUGGUCAGGCUCUACUUGCUAGCGAAUAUGCGAGAGGGAACUACAAGCAAGCCCGCAUGGUUGUAUACAGAAUCCUGCAGGUUGGAGGUGUGACUGGUGUUGUGCUUGCUGCUACCUUAUUUGUUGGGUUUGGAUCUUUGUCCUUGCUGUUUACAGAUGAUCCUGCAGUUUUGGACGUUGCCCAAUCUGGAGUUUGGUUUGUCACUAUUUCUCAGCCGGUAAAUGCUAUUGCAUUUGUGGCCGAUGGGCUCUACUAUGGUGUUUCUGACUUUGCCUAUGCUGCAUACUCCACGUUUUUUGCGGGGGCUGUCUCAUCAGUAUUCGUACUUAUUGCUGCUCCUAACUUUGGUCUUGGUGGCAUCUGGGCUGGUCUUACUCUAUUUAUGAGUUUGAGAGCAAUUGCUGGUUUCUGGAGGUUAGGGAGCAAAGGUGGACCUUGGGAAAUAAUCUGGUCAGAGAGUGAGUAAAGCACAGAUAUGACCAUGUAUAUUCAGUUGAUCUCAUACUGUCAAGUAAAAGGGGGAACUGUAGCUGGUUGCAGCCUGCAGGCCAUAUAGAAGACCUUUUGUAACAUUUAACAAGGUAGCUGAUGUAGCUCUGUGGAAGUAUGUACACAGUAGACAUGUAUUUGGUGUUGGCUUGCUGGGCUCUCGUGUUAUGCCUGGUGGAGGCAUUAACAGCUUUUCACGUGUUUACCAUGUGCAACAAAACUGUGUUCCAAUAGAAGAAGGCGCCCUUCCUGUAAAUUUCGUUUCUGGAAAUCCUGCAUGUAAAUGAAUUGUAAAACAUUCUUGGGAUAGGGAUCUGGUAAACAUUUUUGGCAUACUCGGCGAUCGUCUGAAAUAGAAUAAUCUGAGUUGCUAGUUGUAUAACUGUGCUGUGCAAGUGCAGCAGCAUCGGAUAUUGCAAAUUUGCUAAGAUUUGAUUAAA